Messenger RNA from Pieris rapae (cabbage white), 4343 nucleotides. RefSeq lists its product as uncharacterized. Gene Ontology annotation, biological process: tRNA-type intron splice site recognition and cleavage. Bases 226 to 2790 code for a protein of 854 amino acids. The record is from RefSeq and is a predicted model, not a curated record. Gene Ontology annotation, cellular component: tRNA-intron endonuclease complex. NCBI's taxonomy places the organism in Eukaryota, Metazoa, Arthropoda, Insecta, Lepidoptera, Pieridae. The transcript is spliced from 5 exons.
AUAAUUGAUAAAACAUUUCUUAAUGUGCUAAAUGAUGAGUGUAAAUCUUAAUCCUUUUUAGUGAGAUAUGAAUAUGUCUCCUUUUUUCCUAUUACCCAAGAAAUAAAAUAAUAGUGUGAAUUAAUAAAAGUUCCAAAAAAGCUAUAAAGGUGAAAAUAUCAAGAAUUUUAAAACCUUGGUGAAACUUGGAAUUUUUCUAUAAAUCUAAGUUUUAACCCUAUUAAAAUGGCUGUUAAUAAUAUAUUGACUGGUGAAGACCUAGUAAAAAAAGGAGUAACUAGGUUAGAGGCAAAUUUACCUGAGCUUGGUUUAAAAGAUGUUGUUCCAAAUGGCUCUUGGUUAGAGAGUAAACAGAUUCAAGCUGCUUUGGAAGAGAAAAAACAUUUAAUUGAAGUCGAAAGGAUUGAAAAAAGAGGGUCCUUAAGUCAAGCUGAUUGGCAGGACAAUCUAAGCCUAGCUGAAGUAACCCAGAAAGUUGGAGGUUACUGGCAAUAUCUUGGACAUAAUGUAGGACCAACUCUAUAUCUUAAGCCUGAAGAAGCUUUGUUUUUAAUGGAAAUUAAUUGUCUUCAAUUAAAUUAUGGUGGUGUUAAGGUUUCAUUGCAACAGGCUUACUCUCUGCUUCUCUGUGAAGAACUAAAUUUACUAAAAUAUAAAGUGUAUGCAUCACUUAGCAGAGUGGGAUACAAAGUGCUUAGACACAAAUCAUCUUCAGAAAGUUUGACCCAACUGCAUAAGGUAACUGAAGCGAAAAAAAAUACAGUUUCAGUAAUGUCUGAAUAUAAUAAUGAAAAAUCUAAGGAAACUAAUCCACUAAGUAACGAUUUUAAUACAGAUUGUGAUGGAACUUUAAAAAUAAUAGAUUCUGAAACAAAUAAAAUCUCUAUAGAUAGUAACUGUUCUAUGCACACACAUGAUGACAAACUGGAUAGUAAAACAUCGGAAACAUACAACAAUAUUAUUGAAUCCUAUCAUAAUAAAAUUGAUAAAUUAAAAAACAGAGUCACAAAACCUACCAGAAAUGAACAUCUAAAUAAAUUCUUUAAUGACAUACCAGAAUUAUUGGGAAAACAAGUUGUUACCCUUAAAGUACCAGAGGCAAAAUUUUUACCAGAUAAUAUGAAAUUAAAAGAAACAUAUACUAUUAACUUACAAAACCUCAACAAAAAAUACAUAAGAACGAGUAAUCGAACCUACAGCCUUGGUGAUGAAGUUAACAAUAGCCAUGUAGGAAGGUUACAAUCAGAUUCAAAUAAUCUCAAAGAUAACAUAAGUCUACUCACUACUCAAGCACAAAAUAGUGUUUAUAGACAAACUAGUUCACAAGGCCAGAAUAGUACUGAAACGGAAAGUAGGUCUCAAAGUUCAAAUAGUAUUUGUAAUAAUUAUGAUGAAGUUUUCUAUUCAAGGUCCCAAAAUUCAAACUAUAUUACCUUCAAUAUGAUUUUUGAUAAUACCUUAAAUCAUGUAUAUUUUCCAUAUCACUGCUAUGGACCUCAGGUAUGCCCUGGGCCAAGUUUAAGUUUUUACAACUCCAGGAUAUAUGGAAAUAGAAUGCAAAAUUCAACUAUACAAAGAAGCAGAGGAAAUCACCUGCAAAGGAUUAAAGAUCUUGCAGGAAGACUGAAAAUUCUUGUGUCGAGGGGAAAUUGUAAUAAAGAUCAUAUUCGUGCACUGAAGAAUCUUCUAAAAACUUAUAAUUCCAGAUACAAAACAAAACUGAGACUUAGCUGUGAUUUUGAAAUAUUAACUGAAGCAAGUGUUGUUGCACAAAUUGAUUUAGACCAAGAUGAUGAUGAACCACAAAACAAAAGGCAGAAAACAAAUAACUCCUUUGAAGAAAAUCUCCAUGCUAUUACAGAAAUGGCUUUAGAACUUAAAGAUUUAGAGAUUAAUGGAAAAGCAACUGCUAGUCAUCGAAGAAGCAUUUCAAAACUUAUAAAAACAUUUAAUGACAGUUACAAUGUUGAAUAUUAUUUGACACCAGGAUAUGAAGUUUUAAAUCGAGCAGAUCUUUCUCCUAUUACUAAUUAUGUAAUAGAUAGCGAAGAAGAAAAUGUAAAUAAAUCUGAAAAACCCAAGAAAAGCAAGAAAUUCAGGAAUCCCUAUAAUAUUCUUAAGAGAUUAUCUAAAAAUCAAGGUGCAGGUUCGUCAAAAAGCCAUUCUCUUUCAAGACUUAUGAAAAACACUGAGUUUAAAAAUAGAAGCGAAAUUGAAAGCUGGACUCCUAAUGAUAAUAAUUUUGAACAAAUCGAGAUACCUAGUAAAAUUGGUGAUCCCUUGUUUGAUUCAAGAAAAACGCAAAUGCUCUAUGAAUUUAUAAAAUUUAAACCCAACUUUUUAAAUUGGGGUCAAGCAAAGGUAGCAUUUCUAGAAAGUCUUAUGGAAACAAUUGCAGAGUUUAGCCAAACAUCAAAUCUUCAGAAUGACAUUGAUGAAGAUUGUCUACUUUCAUCUGAUUGCGGAAAUGUUAAAGCUGUAAUGGAUAAAUUAAGAAUCAUCAAAACAAAUAAAGAAGCUAGUUCCGAAUGCCCGCUACACAUAGAUUUUGAUGUUUACAAUAGAAAUGUAGAGAAUUAUAAAAAAAAGAAUCCGCCAAAACCACAUUUUAGAGUAAUUUGCCUUGACGAAUCUCUUGAAAUACCAUCAGCAUCAGAGGUUGAAGCUCUCCAAUCUCGAUAUGAAGACAACAUACCUAUAGUCUUCGCUUUAGUCAGUAGCAGCUCCAUCUCUUACUUACAAGUAAAAUCAACUGAGAUACCAAUAUAUGAACCCUCUAGUGAUCAGUAAGUGUACUCUGAAAUCGUUAUCAGCUGGUCUGACUAUACAAGGGUAACUUUUGGAACUUUAUUUCUUUACUAAAGUUGAAGAACUUUAAUGCAAUCACUAGACUAGAAAGAUAGUGUAAUAGUGUAAGAAGUGGAUAAAUGACUGUCUCAAUGUUAUUUUAAAGUGUGUUUAAGUAAUUUUUGUUGUGUUAAUUUAUUUAUACAACAUGCUUAUUAGGUAACUAAAAUGUUUUUUCCUUAUUAGUCAGCCAUAAGGACAGCAAAUUUCAGUGAAAAACAUUUUUUUUUCUAUUCUUUAGCUAAUGUCGGUUGAGUAUGUGUCUGUCAUCUUUUAAUGUUCCUAUUUAUAAAAACAUAUUAGUAUAACAAGCUACCAUACUUAUACUAUAAUUAUAAUAAGAAUAAUUUAUUUCUAUAAUUAUAAAUAUAUUAUUGAAUAUACUACAUAAUAUACAUGUCCAGUAUCUUAUUAAGCUUUUUGAUUUGGAGAUUUUGUCGAAGGCCUAAACUAGCGUCUGGAUGCAUAUUCAUUGUAUUUAAUUAAUUAAAAUUUUGUGUUUAAUUUAAUGAAAAUUUGUAUGAAGAUAAGCAAACGUGUAAUUCGAGUGCUUUCGUUUACAUAAGUAUUGUAGUUUGUUACCAAAUUAAGAAUUAGAGUAAAUUUAUUAGAUGACAUUUAACGUCUACCAGUUUUAGCUUCAUUGAUGACGUCCCAACUCUAUAUUCUGUGUUUUUAACUGAACUACUCAUUAGUCGAAAGUAAUUUUUUAAAGUGAAAUUUUUAUUACAUCGUCCCAAACUUUUUGGUCUGUGUGGCGCAUGUCGCGUGACGGUCGGCCGCGGAGUAGGGACAAAGUGAAAAGCGCUCAUCAUAGCAGCCAAGGCCAAUACGGCGGCGCGUGACCGUGUAGUGUAUAUGUUACAGUCACAGUGAUUAAAUAGAUAUUAUACAUAAUGACUGGUCAUUAUAUAUAAUAACAAAAUUGACUAGACAAUAUGAUAAAUUAAUCACUUCAUCCGGAUAUUAUUUAUAAUAGCGGGUCAAAGUUAGCCAAAGUAAUAAAUACGGUCUAACUGACUUGUUACCCCUCCCGCUCUUCAUCUUUUAGUUCAUUUUAAAUAUUUUAUUAUUGUAGUCUUCAACGAUAGAUACCAAAUACUUGUAUUAAUCUGUCCUUUUUUGUUGUUUUUAACGGCUAGUAAGCUUUAAGUUUACUUUAUAAAGUUUAAUUACAUUAUAACAAUGUUAAUUAAUGUAGAAUUAUUAUCUAUGGCAAUGUCAUUUUAAUUCUUAAUAUAAACCUUAACAGUACCGACUUGUUUUAUUACAUUAUCCAAGUCUUUGAAGAUAUUAUAUAAAAUUGCUAGUUAAUGUGAUUAUUUCCGUGUCAAUUAUCACUUUAUCUUAAUUGAGUAGACAUUAUAAAUAAUGGUUAGAUAAUACACAUAAUAUCCAGAUUAAUUACUUUGGCUGUAACAUAUACACUAUUAUUCAUUCGUGCCAGUGCUCCAGGCUAUUUCGUUUGUUUUUGUCAGUGUUUGUUUAUUUAAUAU